Aspergillus luchuensis is the source of this 564-nucleotide messenger RNA. RefSeq lists its product as uncharacterized. Bases 1 to 564 code for a protein of 187 amino acids. NCBI's taxonomy places the organism in Eukaryota, Fungi, Ascomycota, Eurotiomycetes, Eurotiales, Aspergillaceae. The record is from RefSeq and is a predicted model, not a curated record. The transcript is spliced from 3 exons.
AUGAUUGCCAUCACCGCAGCCAACAUGAAAAAGGGGGUGCUCCUGCACAAACUCAUCGUGGCAGAGCUCGCCCUGGUCCUCGGGCACGGAACGUUCAUCUUUUUCCAUGCGCCUGCCCAGGGCUGGUAUCUUUCGGUUACGGCCGUCGGUCUCACAAUCUCGCAUUCCCUCCACAACGUGAUUGCACGGAUGAAGAUUCGCGGCUUCUUCACCCCUUGGGGCACACGACUGUAUCUGAUCACCCUGCUGGCGGCCCAGCCGUACUGGGUCGUCGAAAUUUAUGCCAACUUUGCCUUUUUCAAUCGGAACCAGGCCUUAUAUACCACCACUCGGCCACUCGAGCCGCUCUUCCGGGACCCUUGGUGGAUCUUUACCACCUGCUUUCUCCUGUACACCAUCCAGCGGGGCUAUGGGUGUUCGCUGGUGCAGCUGAUCUGCAUCAGCCCGCGGUUCGGCGUCAUGCUCCUGUUCAUGGUGAUCUCCGUCGUGUUUGCGGUGGUGGACAUGUGUGCGAUCCGGGUCGAGAAUCGCCUAGGCUACCCCCCGGGGAUGGAGCCGUUCUGA